This is a messenger RNA of Ascochyta rabiei, 2190 nucleotides long. RefSeq lists its product as uncharacterized. Gene Ontology annotation, molecular function: 5'-flap endonuclease activity; 5'-3' DNA exonuclease activity. Gene Ontology annotation, biological process: DNA recombination; DNA double-strand break processing; mismatch repair. The transcript has 6 exons. The record is from RefSeq and is a predicted model, not a curated record. Gene Ontology annotation, cellular component: nucleus. NCBI's taxonomy places the organism in Eukaryota, Fungi, Ascomycota, Dothideomycetes, Pleosporales, Didymellaceae. The coding region runs from base 1 to 2190 and encodes 729 amino acids.
AUGAUUCGCGACUUUGAAGCAUGGAACGCCAGCAUUGGUGAGCUCAGCGAGCUGCAGGAGCUCAGCGGCUGCCGCGUGGCUAUCGAAGCCGCGCACUACCUCCAGCACCGCAUUCUUAGCCAUCCCCGCGCCAGAGAACCACUUGUGCCUGCCCUCGGCGGUCUGCCGCUUGGCAUGAAGCAGUACAUCGAGGAGGACCUGAACACAUUCGAGGGUCUGCAGAUUGAACCCUGGUUCGUCUUCAGCGGCCUGGACAUUACAAAACAGGACGACCCUUUCCAGCAGAAGCAACGGGAAGCUGGCGUGAACACGAUGGCCUGGAAUCUGUACGAUGGCAACCAGGCCGAGGCUUCGGUUGCCAAGUUUGGAGAGUCGACAUACGUUACGCCCGAAGACCUCUUCCGCUUCCUACAAUCCAUAUUGAUUGAGCGCAAGGUCCACUUCCAGGUCGCUCCAUACAGCGCCUGGGCCCAGCUGGCGUACCUUGAGAAGGAAGCGUUUGUCCACGCGAUAUCAGGCGCAUCUGAAGUUCUCUUGUUCGAGUGCGACAAGAUCGUCACAUCAUGGAACCUCGAGGACAAGACCUUUAACUGGACGAAACGAGCAAAGUGUAUCGCCGACUUGGAGCGAUUCGCGAGCAGCGGCAGAGUCACCGAGGACGUCUUUGUCGAUGCGCUACUACUUGCUGGAACGCCAUUUCUACCAACCUUGCCAAACCUGAGCUCGCCCAAUAGAACUGAGCUUCUCAAACCACAUGGCGCAAUCAAGAUGAUCAUGAGUAGCGGCAGGACCGGAUACUCAGUCGUGGUCAACAACAAGGAUGACCCACGAUUUGGAGACUACGUCGACAGGUAUUGCAAGGCGCGGCUGGCGGUGAAGAACCACCCUAUCCUUACUGUUGAGGGCAAGGUUGAGCCCCUGAAUGCGAGCCAGAUGUCCGCCGAUGCGAACCAGUUCCUAGGCCAGCGACUUUCGGACGAGCUCCACUAUCUGCAGUCCAAAGGCAUCAUCAAUUCGCACCUCCUGCAAUGGCGCACGUCUUGCGAGAUACAUGAACAGCCCCCGUUCGAUGGCGGCGUGGCAACGGAAUAUCAAAAGCUCGUCAGCACCAAGCUCACACCACUAAGGACAACAGCAAUCAACUUGCUCUCAACCUCCCUCCACAACUGGUACAGGUACAAGGACUUGGAGCUGACAUGUUGGUUCCCAGACGCUGCAACAGGGAAACCGCAGAAGAGUGCAAUCUCUAUGAGAGGCUUGCCCGAACAUCAAUCGAUCGUUGAGACAUGGAACGUGAAGGAGGCGAUUUUCAAGGACGUUGUAUCUCAACAUGAGGGCAAUGGGCCUUUGGGUGCUGCUAUCUUGUCAUUGACAAGUGACGAGUUUAUCGCAAAAACAGUCGCGAAGAAAGACACUUCAAACCUCCUUUCAACAGCAGACGAGAUCUUGUACAACUCGAUAUGGCGGUACCUUGCUGUGCGCGAGUAUGUAGAUGCUAGUCACAAUUUGACCACCUGGGGCUAUGUCCUGGCGCAGACUAUCGCUUCGUUGGACGGCAAAGCCGAGCUUGAGGAGAGUGCUGUACUCGCUGUGGAAUUGCUACGGCUCGAGGAUCUGAACGGCGAUAUCAAUAUGUUCCCGUACAACGGAGCGCCCAUGCGUGGCAAUGCGAAAGACCAGCAUGCGAACAUGCUAAUCUCGCGCGUUGCUGGGCUCGGUACUCUACAACAUAAGCCGAUCGGCUUUACAGGCCCGCUCAGCCAGCAUCUGCUUGGGUACGGAUCAGUUGUGAACACUGUCCGCCAGGCGCUACGCGACCUUGUCGAGGCUACUUGCACACAACUAUUCCUGACCGGGUGCUGUGAACGAAAGACGGAUAUUUCUGAGUUAAUAACAAAAUUACCAUUCCUCCUUCCCAACAACUGCGCGCUCGGCAUUGGCGUCAAAUCCUACCUCGACGAGCUCACAAACGACUCUAACCCCACUUCCACAGAGUCAAAAGCACGGGUCAUCGAGACUGUGUCCACCCGCUAUUUCCCACAGUCAAUAGACUUUGACCGUGAUCUCCGAACAGCGUUCGCUUUGUGGGACGCUGUUUACGCUGGUGUCAAAGCUUCUGGGAGCAACAUAUCUCAACAAAACAAGACGCUGUGGACCGAGACUAACGAUUGGCUGCGACAACGUCGCUAG